This is a messenger RNA of Dermochelys coriacea (leatherback sea turtle), 4848 nucleotides long. RefSeq names its product moesin (gene MSN). The transcript has 13 exons. Gene Ontology annotation, molecular function: actin binding; cell adhesion molecule binding. Lineage: Eukaryota; Metazoa; Chordata; Testudines; Dermochelyidae. The record is from RefSeq and is a predicted model, not a curated record. Gene Ontology annotation, biological process: regulation of organelle assembly; regulation of cell shape; positive regulation of protein localization to early endosome. The coding region runs from base 161 to 1903 and encodes 580 amino acids. Gene Ontology annotation, cellular component: cytoskeleton; microvillus; filopodium.
GGGCCGCAGCUCCGGGGUGGGGUUUGCGUCGCCGCGGGAGAGGCAGACGAGUCCCGUUAGCAGGAAGCGCGGAGCCCGCAGCAGCAGCAGCAGCAGCAGCAGCAGCCGGAGCGGAGGAGCCGAGAGCGCCGUGCCCAGCCCAGCCCAGCCCGCCGGGAAGAUGCCUAAGACGAUCAGUGUGCGAGUUACCACCAUGGAUGCUGAGCUGGAGUUUGCCAUCCAGCCCAACACCACAGGGAAGCAGCUCUUUGAUCAGGUUGUGAAGACAAUUGGGCUGAGAGAGGUCUGGUUUUUUGGACUUCAAUAUCAGGACACCAAGGGCUUCUCAACAUGGCUGAAACUUAAUAAAAAGGUGACCGCACAGGAUGUACGCAAGGAAAGCCCACUGCUCUUCAAGUUCCGUGCCAAGUUCUACCCAGAGGAUGUGUCGGAGGAGCUGAUUCAGGACAUCACGCAGCGACUCUUUUUCCUCCAAGUGAAGGAGGGCAUCUUGAAUGAUGAUAUCUAUUGCCCUCCAGAGACUGCUGUCCUGCUGGCUUCCUAUGCCGUCCAAUCUAAACAUGGAGAUUUCAACAAGGAGCUUCACAAGCCUGGCUAUCUUGCUGGUGACAAACUGCUCCCUCAAAGAGUUCUGGAGCAACACAAACUCAACAAAGACCAAUGGGAGGAGAGGAUCCAAGUGUGGCAUGAGGAACAUCGGGGAAUGCUCAGGGAAGAUGCCAUCUUGGAGUACCUGAAAAUUGCACAGGAUCUAGAAAUGUAUGGCGUGAACUACUUCAGCAUUAAGAAUAAGAAGGGCUCUGAACUCUGGCUAGGUGUUGAUGCUCUCGGACUCAACAUUUAUGAGCAGAAUGACAGGUUAACACCAAAAAUUGGAUUCCCUUGGAGUGAGAUCAGGAAUAUCUCAUUCAAUGACAAGAAGUUUGUUAUUAAGCCCAUUGACAAGAAAGCACCAGAUUUUGUAUUCUAUGCUCCACGAUUACGGAUUAACAAGCGAAUCCUGGCACUGUGCAUGGGGAACCAUGAGCUCUAUAUGCGCAGACGUAAACCAGACACCAUUGAGGUGCAGCAGAUGAAGGCACAGGCUCGGGAAGAGAAGCAUCAGAAACAGAUGGAGAGAGCUCUGCUGGAGAAUGAGAAGAAAAAGAGGGAACUGGCAGAAAAGGAGAAAGAAAAGAUUGAGCGUGAGAAGGAAGAGCUGAUGGAACGACUCAGACAAAUUGAGGAGCAAACCAAGAAAGCUCAACUAGAAUUGGAAGAACAGACCCGCAGGGCACUGGAGCUAGAGCAGGAAAGGAAACGAGCCCAGGAAGAAGCAGAGAAGCUGGCUAAGGAACGCAAAGAAGCAGAGGAAGCAAAGGAAGCCCUGCUAAAAGCAUCCCAUGAUCAGAAGAAGACUCAAGAGCAGCUGGCAGCUGAGAUGUCGGAACUUACAUCCAAAAUCUCACAGCUGGAAAUAGCCAGGCAGAAGAAGGAGAGUGAAGCCAUGGAGUGGCAACAGAAGGCUCAGACUGUGCAGGAAGACCUAGAGAAGACCAGAGAGGAACUGAAGACUGCCAUGAGCACCCCUCAUGUCACCGAACCCAUGCAAUCUGAGAAUGAGCAUGAUGAUGAACAGGAUGAGAAUGCUGCAGAGGCCAGUGCUGAACUGAAGGCAGAUGCCACCAUCAAGGACCGUAGCGAGGAGGAUCGCACCACUGAGGCGGAGAAGAAUGAACGGGUUCAGAAACACUUGAAGGCUCUUACCUCUGAGCUGGCAAAUGCCCGGGAUGAAACCAAGAAGACCGCCAACGACAUGAUCCACGCUGAGAACAUGCGGCAGGGCCGUGACAAGUACAAGACCCUCCGCCAGAUCCGGCAGGGCAAUACUAAGCAGCGCAUUGAUGAGUUUGAGUCCAUGUAAACUCUUCUGCACCUGCUCUCCCUGUACUUUCCCCUCUUUCUUGUUCUCUCCCAUCAUUCACGUGUAAUCGUGCUGCGCUGGAACCACUACAGAAGAGUGACCAUGGUCUUUAUUUAUCAAGUUUCGUGCAGUCUCUGCAGUUCAGCAACAGAGGAACAAACAAAAUAUCCAUGUUGUCUUGGGGGGGGGGGGGAGGGGCAGGACUCCAAAUCUGAAAUUUAUUUUUGCUUAGCUGGGUAAAAUCUCAAUUGCACAUGGCUUUGUACUGUUCACUGAAAUAAUUGCAUUGCUCCCUGGGUCCACUGGGAGGAGAUGCAACCAGAUACUUCCACUGAGUUACAUAUGGUAAGUCAGCAGUCUGACACACAUGCCUUACAACAGUACUUCAGUAUUAGAAUUGAGUAGCUAGGGGCUCGAUUGCUGCUUUAAUGAAAGGGUUUGAUUUUAAUUGAGUUGCGGGGUGGCGUAAUGGGGAAGAGGGUUUGAGUGAAGAAGGGUUGGAAAUAAAGUAUAAAUCUUAUUUGUAAAAGACCAAAGCUUUUUCUGCUCCCUGAAUUUGAGCAAGCCAAACGGAUCAUCUAAACUGUCUGUCAGUGUUAAAACUUGUUGUGGCUCCAUCGGACUUCUUUUUAGUUAUGAAACUGUUUCCUAUUCCUGAGUCCUUUGGAGUGAUCUGGGCAUUUCCAUUAAAGCAACUUGUUUUGGAGCAGUAAAUUCCCUAGUCAGUGAGGAGAGGGGUUCCUCCUCCACAGUAAUUCUUGUUCAUUGCCCUUUUUUGUGCCAGUGGCAAGCAGUAGCAGACACUGUUGGAGGCACUUUCACUUCCACUAGUGACCCCAAACUAGAAUUCUAAAGGAAUAGGUAAAUAUGCGAGAGUGGGAGGGAAAAAUGUAAAAAUUAAGUAGUUCUAACCAAAUGAAAAUGUAGCCACCAAAAAUCAUGACAGUGUCUGAUUAUGAUGCAUUUAUUCCUCUCAUGCAGGUAACGUCCAGAAGAGGCCUUUUUAUUCUAAAUCAUUGGUGCCUUAUGACUUGUGCACAGAUAUAUACUGUAGUUUAGGGUUUUAAUAAGGUGUCUUCAUAGUUGUUUAAUUAGUUUAAACUAGGAAAAAAUAAUCAGUGACCUAAGGCUUUUCAUUUCACAUCUGGUUAAUCUGUUACAGGUCAGCACCUUCUUCCCUCCAUCCCUCCCUGUUACCUCUUGUGGUUGGGAAGAAAAGAUACCUUGCUAGCUGUCUGUCCUAAAUGGAAUCCUCUUCUCCUAUUGCCAUCUUAAUUAUCAAAUGAUAGCAGCACACUUCAUUCCUAACUGAAAUCUCUGACCUCCCUUGGAAAAUGCUUCAGUUUUAGAAGAGCCCUUUUCAAAUUUGCAUCCACCUAAAUGGGCAACUCCUCUCCCCUGCUCUUCCCAUCAUAGCUUGGCCUGUUGCUACUUAAAUUUGCAGCCUUCAGCCUGGCUGGUAAUGUAUUCUUGCUUGGCAUGUUCCAAAAUCUAUGCAACUUCAGCCCUGUGGGAGCUUCCCACCUCCUUCUCAUCCAUAUAGUGCCACCGUUAUUGGUGGUAUAAAGAAAAUACCUGAAAACUUACACUAGAACUCCUCAACUCACUCCUACUAAGGCAAAGUAGAAGCAGCACAGUGGAAUGUUAGUGGUGUGGAGAGAAGAGUGCCAAAAAAAGUCAGUGUUAAUACAAGCCUGCAGGAUUUCCUCCAGGAAUCCCUUGUGCUGCUUGAAACCACCUCAUCGGAAAGUGAUACUUUAGACACAAUAUCAGUUUGUUUGCAUGGAGGUCCAUGUGAAAUAACCUAAUGUAAAUCCUUCCAAAUGUCCAGUACAUGCAUUUUUGAAGCACUUUUUUGUCCCCAGACACGAUGUGCCUUUAGGAGGGGAGGGAGAGGGGAAACUUUCCAUCAACCAAAAAAUACUCACAAAACACCCCAGUGCUUUGAAAAUUACAAAUAAGAUUGUAGUUAAACUUGUCAGAACUUAUUUGCAUAUUUCUUUACUGAAGAGUUAUUGGCAUUGAUUCUAUUUGAGUCUCAUUACUGGGAGAACAAACAACAAUUAAACUUCACUUCUGGUGCUGUAAACCUGGUUCUCGGCAGUUCUGCUCUCUGUGACAACUACUGGCUUUUUUUUUAAAGCCUUUUAUUGCAUCUUUAACAGUUUCCUUAAUGAGAGGGUGCACAGUGUCUGGAGCAUGUUUGUUCAAAUAAUAAACCAUUAAACCUUUCUGUUGUGAUUGGUCACAGAACACGACUGAACUCCUGUUACGUUGACGUGACUUCUGUUUUUUGUCCCGUUCUAAUUUCAGAUGGUUCAAUAUAGGAAUAGAACAGUUCAUACCAGUGAGUCCACCUAACUCCUUGUGUAGUUGUUUCAGCUGUGCCCUUUCCUACCAGUAUUAUAUAUUCCAGUGGUAUCUAAUGAUAUUUGAUUUCAGUCUUUCUAGCUAUGCACAAUUAGAAAAUAUUAAUCGUGGGAGGAGGAGAUGUUUAUAGUCCUCUCGUCCUUUGAAAAUGUAUACUGUAUUGUAAAGAGGAGAUAUUUUGCAAGGAAAUUAAUGUAAGAAGCUUUCAGUAUUAUGGUGAGAUUUCUUGACACUUUUUUUUCUUACAAUACAUUGAGGGUUUUUUCUUGCCCCCCUCCCCCAGUUUGUUUACUACUUGGAUAUAUAGUAUCCUCUUCAGGGGGUUAUCCUAUGAAGUGUUUGCCUGCCUUUGUUUUUUGUUGCUGUAAAUUAUGUCUACACAUUUUUGACCAAACUUUUUUUUUAUUUUUGGUUAUAUUAAAACAGCAGUCCUUUGGGGCUUAUGAGGUAACUCAUUGGCCCAUGUGGCUAAUCACAAAAAGAACCUUGGUAUCAAAACACUUUCAUUUGGAGGAAUUUGUUAAAGUCCAUGUCCUGUUCUUCCUUCAGUGCUAAUAAAAUUUAGAGAAAUUAAA